Nothoprocta perdicaria is the source of this 2025-nucleotide messenger RNA. It is a transcript of the gene PGM2, whose product is annotated as phosphoglucomutase 2. The record is from RefSeq and is a predicted model, not a curated record. NCBI's taxonomy places the organism in Eukaryota, Metazoa, Chordata, Aves, Tinamiformes, Tinamidae. Bases 2 to 1831 code for a protein of 609 amino acids. Gene Ontology annotation, molecular function: magnesium ion binding; phosphopentomutase activity. The transcript is spliced from 14 exons. Gene Ontology annotation, biological process: carbohydrate metabolic process; purine ribonucleoside salvage.
CAUGGCGGCGCGCAGCUCGGCGGGGGACGCGGCGCUGGGCCGCGCGGCCGCGCAGUGGCUGCUCUGGGACAAGAAUCCCAAAACUUCUGCAAUAGUGAAGCAACUGGUUGCUGAAGGAAAUGCAGGAGAGCUGCAGAAGUAUUUUGGCGCGCGGAUGGAGUUCGGCACAGCAGGGCUCAGAGCUGCCAUGGGAGCUGGCAUUUCCCACAUGAAUGACUUGACCAUUAUCCAGACGACCCAGGGAUUUUGCAGAUACCUUGAAAAAAAUUUCAGUGACCUGAAAGAGAGAGGAGUUGUGAUUGGUUUUGAUGCUCGUGCCCAUCCUCCAAGUGGAGGCAGUAGCAAAAGGUUUGCAAGACUUGCUGCUAAUACUUUCAUCAAUCAGGGAGUUCCCGUUUACCUGUUCUCUGACAUAACACCAACUCCUUUUGUGCCCUAUACAGUAACUCAUCUGAAGCUUUGUGCUGGAAUUAUGGUUACUGCUUCCCACAACCCGAAGCAAGAUAACGGUUACAAGGUGUACUGGGAAAAUGGUGCUCAGAUCAUUUCCCCUCACGACAAAGGAAUUUCUGAGGCCAUAGAGGAGAAUCAAGAGCCAUGGCCUCAAGCUUGGGAUGACAAACUUGUUGACAGCAGCCAGCUGCUUCAUGAUCCGUAUGCCACCAUCAGUAAGGACUAUUUCAAAGACAUACAGAAACAUUGCUUUCACAGGGAUAUAAACAAGGAAACAAAGCUGAAAUUUGUUCAUACUUCCGUGCAUGGUGUAGGUCAUAAAUUUGUGCAAUUGGCCUUCAAGGCAUUUGACCUUAGCCCUCCCUUUGCUGUUCCGGAGCAGAAGGAUCCUGAUCCAGAAUUUCCCACAGUGAAGUAUCCAAAUCCUGAAGAAGGCAAAGGUGUUCUGACAUUAUCGUUUGCUUUGGCUGAGAAAGAUGGGGCAAAAAUCAUUUUAGCAAAUGAUCCCGAUGCUGAUCGACUUGCAGUGGCAGAGAAACAAGAAAGUGGUGAAUGGAAAGUGUUUUCUGGAAAUGAGCUGGGAGCUCUUUUAGGCUGGUGGAUCUUCACUUGUUGGAAAAACCAAAAUCAGGACACUUGUGCCAUUAAAGAUAUUUACAUGUUGUCCAGUACCGUUUCUUCCAAAAUCCUGAGAGCAAUUGCACUGAAGGAGGGUUUCCACUUUGAGGAAACCCUGACAGGUUUUAAGUGGAUGGGGAACCGUGCGAAGCAGCUUAUGGAUCAGGGGAAAGCUGUUCUGUUUGCGUUUGAAGAGGCUAUAGGGUAUAUGUGCUGCCCUGCUGUUCUGGACAAAGACGGCGUCAGUGCUGCAGUUAUAGCUGCAGAGAUGGCCAGCUUUUUGGCAACCAAGAACUUGUCUUUGACCCAGCAGCUGAAAGCAGUCUAUGAUGAGUAUGGCUUCCACAUUACCAAAGCUUCGUAUUUCAUCUGCCAUGAUCCUAAAAUUAUUGAACAGCUUUUUGAGAACCUUAGAAACUAUGAGGGAAAAAAUACUUACCCAAAAUUCUGUGGCAGAUUUAAGGUUUCUGGAAUAAGAGAUCUAACUACUGGAUAUGACAGCAGCCAGCCAGAUCAAAAGGCUAUACUUCCUACUAGUAAAAGUAGCCAAAUGAUAACGUUUACUUUUGCUAAUGGAGGAGUGGCCACUAUGAGGACCAGUGGGACAGAACCAAAAAUCAAAUACUAUUCUGAACUUUGUGCACCGCCUGGAAACAGUGACGCUGAGCAGCUGAAGAAGGAAUUAGAUGAAUUGGUCAACGCUCUUGAAAAACAUUUCUUUCAGCCAGAAAAAAACAAUCUUCAACGAAAGACAGAGUGAACUAACCAAGCGGCUAGCUUCACUGCAUUUGUUUUGCAGCAUUAGAAGUGCAUUAUUUAAGUUGUAAGGAUUUUCAGGACCAAACAUCUGAGAAUUUAGACUAAAGAGCACUUAACAUAUACUCUUCUGCUUACUCUGGAGUCCAGUACCUUAUUCUGGAAUAGAAGUACCUUUAUCCUCAAAGGAGCAAAAGA